Messenger RNA from Paramuricea clavata, 2346 nucleotides. NCBI's taxonomy places the organism in Eukaryota, Metazoa, Cnidaria, Anthozoa, Malacalcyonacea, Plexauridae. The record is from the annotation of a GenBank genome assembly.
AUGAGUCAUUUUAAAGUUGGAGAUGUCGUUGAAGCCAUAGAUGAGCUUGGUGUGUGGGCAAAGGGGAAAAUUAUUGCCACAGAAAAUGAAAAAUUUAAGAUCUCCUUCGAAGGUUUUGGAAGCAUGUGGGAUUAUUUUGUAUCUGAAGACAAAAUUCGGUCUGAGACGAAAGCUGUAGAGCUUCCAAAGAAGAGAUCCAGAGAUUCUAAGAUUGUAAGUAUCAAGCUGUUUAUUUGUUUAAAAUGUUUCUGUUUUAUUUGAGCACAGUCAUGAUCCUGUCCCUCAAAAUUUAUAUAUGAAUAGCAUGGCAAAAUAUUUAUGAUUAUGUUUACAUUUUGUAAGUUUGUAUGAUAUGAAGGUUUGCUAUUUUUUUAAAAUUCUUUGUCUGCAUUUUUGGUAUAGCCCGAAAACUUAAAACGAUUACAGAGAGGAGAUAAGGUGCACGUUGUAGAUGUUGGAGAAGUUCCCAUCUUUCAAGUGGAUCCAAUACUGGGAAACCUGAUUGUAAGUAAUUGAUGUUAGAAUGCUACUAGCUAAUUUAGUAAUUAAUGAUAUACUGUGAUAGCUGGUAGUGAAGACCAUAUAAACUGGCCAUGUGCUCUAUGUUGUGCUCAUCUUCUUGUGUCUUGUGCAGCCCCCUGCCCUGUACAAUGUAAGUCAAUACUUAUAUGUGUAACUUUUUAAUGUAUGAUAAAAUGCAUAUGACAGGCUGAAUCUGAAUUUAUUUAAGUCUGUACACUCUCUGAUAUCACACUAACUUAGUGUUUGAGUGUGAGUGGGUAUUUGAACCGUACUCCAAUUUAAAACUAACCUUGUUGUACAUAACCGUUGGUGGUUCCACUAAGGUGGGUGCCAGCAAGCAGCUGAUAACGACCAAGUUUCUUUCUGAACUACAAUCAGUGACAUUGAAAUUUUUUUGGCACUUAUACCGAAAGGGUAUUUUGAAUAGAAUUAUGAAAAAUUCAUAUUCAAACCCUUUCCCCUGGUUCAUUAUUGCUUUAUCAGCCAUAAAAAUCAUUGGCGGCACAACACAAAACAAUAGCACCAAACAUAGAAAAUGCAUUUUAGACUAACAAAGGGGGAAGCGGCCAAUUGUUGCCUUUUCAGAGUAAUUGAUCCAUUAAUUAAGUCACUGAUUGUAGGUCAUACCCAAGGCACAGAGUCGGCGCUUGGUUGCUCUCAUAUAUAAUAAUUGGGUAAUUGAGGUUGUAAAUAGGUGCUGAAUUGCUUAAAAAAGUUGAUCCGACAGUAUAUAAAGUUGUGUUAAUAAUAUAGACUGACAUUUACUGUACCUAAAACUAAUGUGUCUGAGAUAUACUGUAGCUAAAUGGGGACUAUAUAAAUUCACCACAGUGGAAAUCAGACUCAGACUUGUGUCAUAUUAAUUGAAAUGCUUUCUGUACUAAUUAGGUUGAACUUACUGUUGAAGAAAAGAGGGAAGUGAGAGGAUGUGAUAUCUGCCCCCCACCUAUCAAGAAUGCCAGUCCAAAGGUGAAGAGAGCAAAGAGACAAAAAUUGUAUUCCAUUUCAAAUGAGCAAUCAAAGGAAGUAGUGGCUGAUAAUGAUAAUGAUAAUGAAGAUGGAGAUACUGGACCUAAAGAUGAAUUGGAAUGUUCAUUUAUUUACUACCUGCGAGACGAUGGGCUGUGGUUGAAGGUUGGAGAUAUUGUUUCUGUUGAAGGUGUUGGGUUGCCUUUUAUAAUUUAUAGGAUGUAUACCGGGACUGAUGAUGGUUGUGUGUUGGCAAAGUUGGUGAAUGUGAAUAAUUGUAUUUUAAGGGAAGAUUUUAUUAUUAUUUGUAAUAUUAAUUAUAUUGUUUAUUAUUCAGGAGGAAAAGUUAGUUUGAAGGGGUCUGUGAAGGAAAAGGUUGAGCAGGAUGCAUAUGUUGAGUUUUGUACUUUUAUGUCUAGUAAUGUCAGUGUUGUUGUUAAAGUUAAUUUAAGGAAAAUGGUUUUGGGUCAUGCUAUGCGUGUUGGCUUGCAGGGUGGAUUCACUAAUUUAAGUUGUACAAGGAUUAGUUUAGGACCAUCGGAUGUUAUGUUGGAUAACAAGAUUUUUCAUUUUAUUGCUCUCACUGGGGUAGUUAAGUUCAGUCUGGUGAAUGAUGGUGAUUUUGAACUGGUUGAUGAGAUUCUGGGUAAAGGCUGGGAUUAUAAAGUUGGAAGAGCUGAAGAUGCAUUUUUUAAAUCCAUCACCGAGGUGCAGGUUAAACGUUCGAAUGACUUGAGUCUUGUACUGAUUGCCAAGUUUUCCCAGUCACAGUUUGUGUUCACUCCUGGAUAUCGUGCUGAGUGUCGCAAGGUGAUCAAUGAAGGAAAAGAACAAAUGGAAAACAUUAUUCUUUAA